CUAGCAGCCUCAUUGAUCAGCACUUCGCAGCUGACGGCAUCGCAACUGGCACUACCGGCGGGCUGAGAGACUGCGCCAUUGCAGAUAGCGUGCACCUUUUCUUAUUUUAUUUCAUUUCUGAGAGGUGUUUUGACUAAAUCAAGAUGGUUUUCUACUUUACGUCCAACGUGGUCGAUCCGCCGGCCUAUGUCUACGUCGGCAAGGACAAGUUUGAGAACGAGGAGCUGAUACAGCACGGCUGGGAAGAGGAUGUCUGGUUCCACGUCGACAAGCUGUCCAGCGCGCACAUCUACCUGCGGCUGCGCGAGGGCGAGACCUGGGAGGACAUCCCCGAGGACCUGCUCACCGACCUGGUCCAGCUGACCAAGGCUAACUCGAUCGAGGGCAACAAGAAAGACAACAUCACCGUCAUCUACACGCCAUGGUCCAACUUGCGCAAGGACGGCAGCAUGGCCGUCGGCCAGGUGAGCUUCAAGGACCAGAAGAAGGUCAAGCGGAUAGUGGUGCCGCAGCGUGAGAACGCCAUCGUCAACCGGCUCAACAAGACCAAGGAGGAAAAGUACCCGGACCUACGCGAGGAGAAGGAGGGCCGGCUGCGCGAGCUGCGGAAGAAGGACCAGGCCGCGCAGCAGGCGCGGCGCAAGGAGGAGGAGCGCGUCGCCAAGGAGCGCCAGGAGCUCAAGUGGCAAAAGGACCACGCCUACGAUGACAUCUUCACCGAGGAGAACAUGGCCGGCAUGAGCAACCAGGACCGCGGCUCCGACUGGGAGGACGACUUUAUGUAGCCUGACGUAGACUGCCUAAAAUUAAAUAAUUUUUUGAUA
Molecule: messenger RNA, 824 nt
Organism: Lasiosphaeria miniovina
Lineage: Eukaryota; Fungi; Ascomycota; Sordariomycetes; Sordariales; Lasiosphaeriaceae
Exons: 5
Coding region: 144-785 (213 amino acids)
Source: RefSeq, a predicted model, not a curated record